AUGCCUACCAUUGAUGUAAGCCAACUGAACAUUAUCGCAACUAUACUGGGCACAUUUACCAUUGUAUACGGGCUGAUAGCCGUCAAGAUCAAGAACACAUGGUAUCUAGUGCCGGCGGUUGUUGUGGGGAUCGUUCUCGGCCCAAUCUCAGCCAAACUCCUUGACGCAGAGCGAUGGAUAGACGUGGGCUCCCCAGUCAAGGACGAUGUCACGCUUGGGGUCAUGCGAGUAAUGAUUGCAAUACAGCUGGUCAUAGCCGGAUACCAACUUCCUGGAAGAUACCUCCAGCUUCGUGCCAAGGAGAUGGCAGUCUGCCUGUUUCCAGUGAUGACGCUGAUGUGGCUGGCAACAGCGGGAUGCGUCCUUCUGAUGAUUCCCAAGCUGACUUUCAUUUCGGCCCUUAUCGUCGCUGCAUGUGUCACAUCAACGGACCCGGUGCUUUCUCAAGCAGUUGCGAAAGGCCCAUUUGCCGAUAAAUAUAUAGCGCGACCGCUUCGAGAAAUUAUUUCCGCCGAGGCAGGCGCCAACGAUGGUUUUGCGUCUCCGUUUCUGAUGUUAGGAGUCAGCCUUACUCUGCAGUCUUCUUCAGAUCAUGGCUCAGCACUCACAUCUGAAGACGCUGGGCUUGCUUUAAAGUAUUGGCUGGUUGAAGCGUUGCUCUAUAUUGUGCUCGUUGCCAUCAUAUAUGGGACUUUCAUUGGGUUCUGUGCUAGAAAGGCAGUGGAGUACUCCCUCGCCAGAAGAUGGAUUGACACUGAGAGCUACCUGUUGUUCCCGACUGCGUUGGGUCUAUUCAUUGUGGGAACAUGUGGUGUCAUCGGAACCAGUGACCUGCUUGCAUGUUUUGCUGCUGGUUGCGUUUUAAACUGGGACAAUCAAUUCCUCGCGGAAACGAAGCGCCGUCACGAUGAAGUCAACUCAUGCAUCGAUGUUCUGCUCAACUAUGGCGGCUUUAUGUACAUUGGCAUCACUAUACCCUGGGAGUUGUUCCACCAACCUGACAUAACGGGAAUUACAUUGGCCAAGUUGAUUGGCCUCGGGUUUCUUGUUCUCAUCCUCAGAAGAGUUCCAGCACUUCUCGUCUGCUAUAGGAUGAUGCCAGCGGCUGUAAAGAAUUGGAAAGAGGCAAUAUUCAUGGGCUAUUUUGGGCCAAUAGGGGUUGGAGCUAUUUACUACCUUGAGCACACUCGGCACCUUUUCCUUGCCGAAGACUAUCUGAACUCCGGAGAGAAGGACUUGCUCGCAGCACUUACACCAGUUGUCUAUUUUCUUGCUUUGUUCUCCAUUGCAGUUCAUGGAGUCUCGAUCCCUGCCCUGAAUGCAAUUUUUGCCCUCUACGGCGUUCAGCCGGUAACGUACGACGCCGAAGAGAUUAGGCGAAGGAGUAUCUACAUUCCGACCCCCACAAAUGCAGUGCGCGCAGAUGAAGAUAUGUUCAUAGCGUUCAACCGAUUCUCAAGACCCAACUAUGGCACCAAGAUACUUGCACAGUUCCACCAAGACAGCGAUCUCAGGAGGGUGGGCACUCUUCUUGACCCGCCGAGACACAAAGUGAGACGCCAUGCGACCUUUGAACUCGACCAUAUCGGGCCAAAGAAUGAAACGCACAUAUGA
Neoarthrinium moseri is the source of this 1614-nucleotide messenger RNA. RefSeq lists its product as uncharacterized. Gene Ontology annotation, cellular component: plasma membrane. The transcript has 6 exons. The record is from RefSeq and is a predicted model, not a curated record. Gene Ontology annotation, biological process: regulation of membrane potential; proton export across plasma membrane; sodium ion export across plasma membrane. Gene Ontology annotation, molecular function: sodium:proton antiporter activity. The coding region runs from base 1 to 1614 and encodes 537 amino acids. NCBI's taxonomy places the organism in Eukaryota, Fungi, Ascomycota, Sordariomycetes, Amphisphaeriales, Apiosporaceae.